Molecule: messenger RNA, 4452 nt
Organism: Paramuricea clavata
Lineage: Eukaryota; Metazoa; Cnidaria; Anthozoa; Malacalcyonacea; Plexauridae
Source: the annotation of a GenBank genome assembly
AUGAACAAUGAUGCUCAUACAUUGAAAUGUUGCCGUAUUUUGAGACAGUUAAGUCCUAGCUCGCGAUGCAAAGAUAUAUUCGAUUACUCUUGGAUGUCUUCCAUUACUGUAGGCGUGAAAUAUUACAGAUUUUCACUCUCCUGGGCGCGAAUCCUUCCUAAAGGUACGGCAGAUAACGUGAACCCCAAAGGUAUAGAAUACUACAACAAAUUGAUUGACGAAUUGUUGAAGAAUGGAAUCAAGCCCAUGGUUACUUUGUACCACUGGGAUUUACCACAAAACCUGGAAGACAUGGGAGGAUGGCUCAACUUCACGAUCAGUGACAUAUUCGGGUAGAUAAAUUUAUCUUGCCUUCAAAAAUUUCCAUAUUGCAACUGCAACUUCACAAAUAGAGCAAUUUCUCACUCUUAUUAACUAUUCCCAAUUUUCUUGACUCUAGUCCCGAUCCUAAUCCUAAUCACAUGUUCAUCUUAACCUAUUAUAUAGCCCGUAUAAAGUGAAUGAAUGAAUGAAUGAAAGACUUUAUUUUACGAGGGUAAAAACUAAACAGUAUAAAACUCAUGAACUAAUUGUGGCCCUCAAUUAUUUAUGGACGGGGAGGGGCUGGGUGACAAACUGGGGGCCUACGAUUUUUUGAAGAAAAGAAGGGACACAAUAGACCUUAUUAAAAAGUCUGUCUUGUGACGUAGUUUUCGGAUAAAUACGAUCAUUUGGCCACUCAGGUAAGGUGAAAUGGCUCUGCGGGGUCAAAAACACUACCGUGACGGCACAAGACAGACUUUAAAAAGGUCUAUUCUGGUAACUUAAAUCCUGAGGGUGACCUGAAAUUGAAGAAGACUAUCUAUAAUCCGAAAUAUUAUUAAACAAUCUUUCAGUUUAAUUGAUAGGUGGUGGGGAACUAAAAAUCUAAAGUUGGGGUCAAAAAGAAAUUUUUUAAAAUUUUCAAAAACCACGCCCCUCCUUCCCAUAAUGAACGCUCCCUAUCCAAUAAUCUAACCCAACCCUUAUCCUAACCCUAUGUAAGCGUAAUCCCAAUCCAGUGUGGCGCCAGGAAUUUUCCAACUAAGGGGCUGAAGUCCCGGAUAGGGAGUUGAGUUCGUACUGACAUUAACUUUUUCUGAACUUUGAGUCUCUGCAGUCUGUUUAGCACCACUACAAAACAUGCUGCUUAAUACAGACGGCUUAUCGACCACGCAUAGGUAGGGUCACCCUAUCGGGCAACGUAGCCCUAGCAGUAGGGUAAACCGUUACCCUUCCGCUUGUUAGAGCAACCGUCCUGAUAGGGUUACCCUACCUCCAUGUAAACAGGCCCUAAAUCUUAAUCUGAUACAUACAAGUCUGAAACUGUGUUCAAGCUUAGUACAAAAAUUCUCAUUCGGGGAUAUCAAUAUGGAUUAAAAACUAAAACUUCGUAUGGUCAUCAUCCGACAUCAGAAAGCCAUUAUUUCAACUCAUUUGGCAAUAUUGUACAAUCAAUCUCAAGUGUGAGAGGCAAUGCUCCAAAUCAGUACCUUUUAUAAUUUUAAGAAAUUUCGAUCACCCCGACCGCUAUUCAAUGUUGUGUCCCAGUUAGCAUAUAUAGCGCCUGGACUGGGAAAACAACAUUGAUGGGGGGGGGGGGGGUAUAAAUGUUUGUUUUAAUUUCUAUAGACAUGGACGAUCUAAAAUUGGAAGUGCCCAAUAACAGCACUUUUGAAAAUGAUUGUAGUUAAUUGGAUGUCAACUCUUCGAUGUUCGCGUUUCGAUACGGAGGGGUUCGGAUUUUACUUCCAAUACCCCUACCACUACCUCUCACAUAUAUCCAACGCAUCUAAUUGGUUAAUGGUAGUACGUGGAAUUGAAAUCUUAACCUCCAUACGAUCAGAGUAAUAACCGAAAACGAAUAAUGUUGAUUUCUUUAUGGCUUUGUAGUGAUUAUGCAAGAGUGUGCUUCAAGAAUUUCGGUGACCGAGUGAAAUUUUGGGCUACUUUGAAUGAACCUUGGGUUUCUGCUGUCAUUGGGUAUGGUAAUGGCAUUCAUGCACCUGGGAUCUCACGGCCUAAAGAUGGAAUGUAUUUAGGUAUACUUCAAUGAUUACAGUCGCCGAUUUCAUAUAUAAUAUUUCUAGCCAAUCUAUGACAUGAAUAUAUGCUUAUGUUUGUAGCGGGUCACACUUUAUUGCUCGCUCAUGGUAAAGCGUGGCAUGUCUACGACAGAGAAUUUCGACAGACACAAAAAGGGAGAGUCUCAAUAGUUUUAAAUUCCGACUAUCAUUUUCCUCAGAAAAACGAGGACGCUUCUUUGAAGGCGGCAAAACGUGGGAUGGAAUGGACCUUGGGUUGGUUUGCAAAUCCAAUUUAUAUCAAUGGAGAUUAUCCUGAAGUGAUGAAAACAUUAAUAGCAAAACACUCCAAAAUUGAAGGAAUUCCAAACAGGUAUAAUAGAUAUAAAGCAUGUGAACUAUGUGAGUAGAUGGGGGUGUCACCUAAUCACCCUAUACUUGCACCUUGCUAAGUCGAAUUGCGAUUCAUUCAUUUCUCAGCGACUUCAAUCCACUUCACCUGCGAAUUGUAGAACAAGCCAAGGGCAUUGUUUCAGGUCAAAAGCUCUAUUUUCUGGACCAUGUAGUGCAGUUAUAAAUAAAUGUCAUAAAUAUCAAACUCUGCGAUAAUACGAUAACGAUUGAAAGUAUAUUGAUGGAGCAUAAGGGUACAUGGGUACCAGUUGGCCUUGAGCAUACGACUAAGAGCUGAGUUUCGGCUUCGAACAAGAGCAUGAGUGAUGAGUGAGCUGUUUCCUUUUAUAGACUUCCGCAGUUUACAGCAGAGGAAAAGAAAAUGUUAAAAGGAACAGCAGAUUUCUUCGGACUCAAUCAUUACACGUCAGUAAUGUGUGGCAACCUGACACACUUUGAUAAUAUUUCCGCCGUUGAUUGGAAUUAUUGGAUUGAUAGUGAGACAUACAACUAUAAGGAUGGAUCAUGGUUAAAAGGUUUGUCAAGUUAAAUAAUAAUCAAUCAGAUCAUUGCCCAGGGUGCAAUGGACUAAAAUACUGAUUUGAUUUGAGGAGACUAAUAAGUAAUAAUUAUAACCUGAAAAGUUUGUGUUGAAAUUUGGCAAUUCUGGUAGUCCAAUGAUAAUGAUUUUCGUAAUCUCUAUAUUUUAUCACUUUCAUUCCGCCGUGAGAUAUUUAAUCCCAUUUUAAAUACUUUCUUUAAUAGUUUCUUCAUUCAAAAAACAAUUUGUAGAACCAAAAAUACAUAAAUACAGGAAUAUUUUAUGUUCCUUAUUUCUAGGGCCUGGCCAAGCUCCUUGCAUGUCAACAUUUCAGGACUACAUCAUGUUCCAAUCGCAUAAAAAAUAGGAUUUAAAUAUACAGGGUGUCCCAAAAAAUGUCCCCUGUCAUAUUUGUUAGUAUUACUUCGCUAUUUUUAAUCAAAGGUUCAAUUUUUUGCAAUUGGUUGAAAAACAAUCAUAUUAUGUUAAUCGUAGCAUUUAUCUCACCAAAAGACUUAACUGUUCGGCUUCUAGAGAUACUUAAGGUGGCGACACCAAUUUUGCAACUCGUCCAAAUUACAGAAAUCAGGUUAAAAAUAAUGCAAACUUUGUAGAAGGAUUUUUAAACCAGUUUCUACCCACCUUUCUGGUCAAAAACAAAAUGAUUUUUAUCUCUAUUAUUAAAGUUUUGUUUCUUGUAGAAAUUAAUAAAAAAAAGAUGAAAAAUCCCUGGCAAAUUGACAAAGGCCUGGGAAAAUGCCUUAAAUUGGGAAAAUGCCUUAAAUUUGCUGUUUUCUGUUCAAUUUGUUCCAUGAAAGAGCAAAUAUUGGGAUUUCAGCACUAGUCUUUCCCCUUUUCUGGGGAUUUGCUUCAUUAUUUUUACAGAAAAUUAAUUCGCGAUUUUGGCUACAACUAAUUACAAGUUUUAGAAAAGAUAUGUAUAGCCAUUUACCAUUAAAAUACUUUAUUGCGUUCUGUAAUAUGUUUAAACCUAAUAUCCACAAUUUGGACAAGUGGCAACAUUGGUGUCACCACCUUAAGUAACUCUAGAAGACGAACGGUUAAAUAUUUUGGUGCGAAAAAAUGCAACGAUUAACGUAAUAUGUGGUUCAUUGAUAAAAAAAAUUUUAAAUUUGAAUAUUCGAUUACAGGUAACGAUGUAGUACCACAAAAUAGGAUAGGGGACAUUUUUUUGGGACACCCUGUAUAUCCUAAUCAAUCCUAUAAACUAAUUUAUACAGGCGCUCCAAACUGGUUGGCUAAAGUUCCACUAGGACUUCGUAAACUACUGUCGUAUAUAAAAGAAAACUAUGGUGACCCUGAAAUUUAUAUCACUGAGAACGGAUGGAGUGAGAAAGGGGAAGAUCAAAGAGUUGGAGAAGCAGCACUGAAUGACACUGAAAGAGUGGGUUACUACACGGACUAUAUUAAUGAAGCACUGAAAGCUACACUGUUAGAUGGUGUCAAUCUCAAAGG